AUGGGUUUGAAAAAAUUUUUUAAAUUGAAACCUCCUGAGGACGAUACACCCGAACAGAAUAGGAUCAAUUUACAAGAUAUUGGUGUCUCUGUUAAAAAUCCAAACAAGAAGAAACACAAUAAAUUUGCUGCAUAUGGUAAAUUCGCAGAAGAUAAAAAGAAAAAUUCCAAAAUUUAUGCUCCCCCAGGUUAUGAACAGUAUGCUAAUCCACAACAAGAAGACGAUGUGGACGAUUUCAACCAAGGUCCAGGCGAUAUGACUCCCGAUAUCAUCGAUUCAGGUAGACCACAAAAUUUAGACCCUUACGCCUCCAAUAGUACACCAUCGAAUAAUAGAAACAAUGAUCCAUAUGCUAUCAAUAUUAAUCAAGGUGGUAAUAGUGGUCCAUAUGGUGGAAAGGGGUACGGCAACAGUACCGAUCCAUAUAGCACAAAUAGAAAUGCUAAUGCAUACAGCUCAGAUCCAUACGCUAUUAAUCGUGGGUCCGAUUCAAAUGAAUCAAGGUAUGACUCUGCAGACCCGUAUUCCGCUAGAACCAGCAACUUUAACUCAGCAUAUCCAUCUAGUUCAAACAAUAAUUAUAGCAGCAGCGAUCCAAAUGAUUUGAAUAGUUCUCCAUACGACUACAAGUCUGCAAGUGAGAGUAAGAGUCCCUACAGUAUUAGUAAGUUCGAUAAUGGAAAUUCUCAGUCACAGGACCCGUAUUCCUCUAACUCUAGAUUCUCAGAUUCUAAUAAUGGCCUUUAUGCCACUAGACAAGACAGAAAUAAUUCUGAUUUGAACUCAACUGGUAGACCUAAUGACUAUUCGACACAACAGUCACGAAAUCCACGAAAUCCGCAAAUGAAGAGUGCUAAUCCUUAUUCAUCUAUAAAUCCAAGUGCAACAACAACCUAUGGUGCAAGUACAUAUAAUGAUAGAUCUCCAACUAAUCGCCAGUCACCACAAUUUGGUUCACUCCCUGGUGUGAUUCCAGCCGCUAUCCCGUCUGCUAUCCCGACUGCGUCUAUGCCUGUCAACACACAUUCUCCAAAACAAGCAAGUAGUGGAAGAAUAAACAUUGCAAAGGAUGCCAACCCAUACUCAGCGAUGUCUUCCGAUCAAUAUAGUACUCUCCAGACUACGGCGACUGGUAAUGCUAAUCCAUAUAGUAGAAGAAGUAAAACUUCGCAAGGCGACGGGUUGCCUAAAUUGGAUACUACCCUAACUACUGAUUUGAAUAGAACAAUAACCGAUAACGACGAUACCCAGGAUCUGAAUAAAGCAGAAUUUGAUUUUGAAGAUAACUAUAACUCAAAUAAAAAUGUCACUAACUUGCAAACUACAGAGAAUUCUCUUCCCAUAGAUGAGCUUAACGUAAAUGAUACAGCAGGGGCCGUUUAUGGAGGCGAUGAUUUGAAUGCAACAGUACAAGAACAAGAACUGGAACAACUACCAAGAAAUGAUAAUCAGAAUGCAUGGCAGAUGGAUGAGCAGCAACAAGCCUAUGAUUAUGAUUAUAAUGACCAAGAAUAUAAUAAUUUCGGUGGAGCAGCUGCGGGAAGAAGUUACAAAACUUUUGAAGAAAUUCAAAUGGAAGAAGAGCAUAAACAAAGAGCAGAGGAAGAAGAAGUCAUUGAUGAAUUAAAGCAAGAAAUUAAAUUCACAAAGCAAGCAUCAGUUGCAUCUACAAGAAAUACUUUGAAAAUGGCCCAUGAAGCCGAAAUGGCAGGUAUGAACACUCUUGGUAUGUUAGGUCACCAAAGUGAGAGGUUAAACAAUAUUGAAAAUAACUUGAAUUUAAUGAAGGUUCAAAAUAAAACGGCAGAUGAUAGAGUUUCUGAAUUAAAGAAUAUAAAUAGAAGUAUUUUUGCUAUUCAUGCUAAGAAUCCAUUCACAUCUAAGAGAAGACAAAUGGAGAAAGAAGAACGUCUAAGGGCUAGAAAAAUUGAAGAAAACUUGAUAAAUGAACGUACUAAUCAAACUAUGUAUAACUCUAGUCAAAGAAUCGAAAGUACAUUUAAUGGUUUGUAUGAGGCGCCAGUAAGUGAAACAAGAGAAAGGUACGCAAGAGAUGCUAUUCUGGAGAGAUCUAAGAAGUACCAAUUUGAAAAUGACGAAGAAGAUGACGCAAUGGAAGUUGAGAUUGAUAAGAACUUAGAUAGAGUUCAACAAGUUAGCGGUAGGUUAAAGAAAUUAGCAGUUGCUGUUGGUGAUGAAUUAGAUUCCCAAAAAGAUCGUAUUAACAAUAUUGAAGAUAAUGCAGAAGAUCUGGAUAUCAAGAUCCACAUGAAUACUAUUAGAUUAGCAAACGUCCGUUAA
Tetrapisispora phaffii CBS 4417 is the source of this 2301-nucleotide messenger RNA. RefSeq names its product Sec9p (gene SEC9). Bases 1 to 2301 code for a protein of 766 amino acids. The transcript has a single exon. The record is from RefSeq and is a predicted model, not a curated record. Lineage: Eukaryota; Fungi; Ascomycota; Saccharomycetes; Saccharomycetales; Saccharomycetaceae. Gene Ontology annotation, cellular component: SNARE complex; plasma membrane. Gene Ontology annotation, molecular function: syntaxin binding; SNAP receptor activity. Gene Ontology annotation, biological process: exocytosis; vesicle fusion.